Molecule: messenger RNA, 1413 nt
Organism: Trypanosoma cruzi
Lineage: Eukaryota; Euglenozoa; Kinetoplastea; Trypanosomatida; Trypanosomatidae
Product: Zn-finger protein, putative
Exons: 1
Source: RefSeq, a predicted model, not a curated record
CCGACCCGUCGGUUUGCAGAGGCGCAAGAGAGGAAAACAAGUGCGACGGAAAUUGACAUUGCCUUAUGGUUUAUUACUUACCUCUCUGAGUUGGUGUUGUUUUCAAUUCUGAUGACCACCUGUGGAGGCAUCGUUGUGCACUUUGCCUUAUCCCCGUACUUUCUAACGUUUCCGGCAUCGUUGUCGGCAUUCGCUGGUGAACUGACACUUACACGACUUCUGGCUUAUUGGUUAGUAGGGAGCUUCUGUUCCAUGAUUUUGCUGCAUGUGGAGACAGCCAUCAUCGUCCCCCUCUUUGCUCCGGGCGUUGAGUUAUAUUUUGUUCGUAGUGUGGACCUUAACCUGGAGGAUGAUACAGCCUACUGGAAAUUUGUCUUGGCCCAGGUCUUUGAUACUGACCCGCUUGGUGUCUCUCUUGAUUUUAUCCGCUUUUGUUGCAUUGAAAUGACACUCUUGUACGUCUUUUUGGCGACUCCAAUUUACGUCAUGUUUGCCGCACAUGAUGUGAUGAUAAAGGAUGGAGCAAAUAGUACCCUCACGUCGCCGCUCGCCCCUGGAUUUCCCGUGAUCAUGGUGACACCAGCAGUCGAUGGAAUUAGUGCGUGGUUAGAAUCCUAUCUUGUCCCGGAAAAGAGUCGGUUGUUGGAAAGUUAUUAUCAGUUCUUCUUUUCUCUCAUAGAGUUGCUGGGAAGUUGUUUUGCGCGUUUCUCGCUGGGUGUGAUACUGUGGUUCACGAGGAACCCUUACUGGUUGAAGUGUGUGGCAAACACAUUAAUUGUUUUUGGCACAGGGACGGCUAUAGUCUGUGUGAGGUUAUUCCCUAUCAAACACAUGCAGUUGAAGGUUCUCCGGCAUGUUGUAAUGUUUAUCGGGCGUCAUGUUGUUCACUUGGAGGAUUAUCUCUUCGACAAGGAGCGUCUCUCUCUUCUUGAUAGCUGGUUGCGUGGCGAUGGUCAGUCCGAUAUCCCUUUGCCGGAGGCGCGUCUGCCGUCGGUAUUCAGGCGUCGGGAGUGGGCCUUGCCGCCGGGAACCGCGCACCCGAAGUAUCUGAAGUUGCGUGUUGCUAUUUUCUCGUUUUUGUUUUUUGUCACCUCUAGCGCGCUGUUUUGGAUAAUCCCCAUGGCAGUGAUGACGCCACUCCUAACGGUCUUGCCGUACUCGGUGCCGCUCUUAUGUCUCUCUGCGAAUAUUAUUUUCUUUGUAUUUAACCCAAAGAUGUAUUUUACCGCGGCCGCCGAGUUCAUGCUACUGUGCAUCAUCUUUGUUAUUGGUGUUCUUCUGCAGCCGCUGUUUUUUUGUGCCUCGCUGAGGAAUAUCUCGAGGCUGCAGCUCAUUCAGGAAACAAUGGAGUACUACCACAAGCUGAGGCGUACUGUGGGAGUAUACAACGGGGAGGCAAUGGAAGCCGCGUAG